GCCAUCCUCGUUUCUAUCGCCAUCUGCUCUGCUCGCCUCGCGCUCGCUCCUCCCCGCGCAUCGUGCCGUCCGCCACCGCGCCGCGCCACGCCAAUGGAGGCCGCCACCGUGCCCAGAUCCGCCGCGGGCUGCCGCGCGGCGCCCCUGCUCCCGGCCGCCCGGGCCGCCGCGCGCCACCUGGCCCUGCCCCGGCGCGCGUUCUGCGCGUCCGUCGCGGCGGCACCGGCGCCGCGCAGCCUCCUCGCCGCUCGCCGCGCUGCGGAUGGCGACAGUGUGGAGACGGCGCCGGAGGCGGUCCCCAUCGAGAAAAGGUUCCCUCCCUUCCCGAGCGUCAUGGACAUCAACCAGAUCCGCGAGAUCCUCCCCCACAGGUUCCCAUUCCUUUUGGUUGAUAGAGUAAUUGAAUACAAGGCUGGAGAAUAUGCGGUGGGGAUCAAGAAUGUUACCAUAAAUGAUAACUUCUUCCCAGGACAUUUUCCUGAACGCCCCAUAAUGCCUGGUGUCCUCAUGGUCGAGGCUAUGGCCCAGGUUGGGGGUCUGGUGAUGCUGCAACCUGAAGUUGGUGGAUCUCGAGACAACUUCUUUUUUGCCGGGAUUGACAAAGUUAGGUUCAGGAAGCCAGUGAUUGCUGGGGAUACAUUGAUCAUGAGGAUGACACUGACAAAGUAUCAGAAGAGGUUUGGACUCGCAAAGAUGGAAGGAAAAGCUUAUGUUGGUGGUGACCUAGUUUGUGAAGGGGAGUUCCUGCUGGUCAGCGCAACUGAGUAGUGCAAAGAUACUUCAUGGUUCUCUGGGAAGAAUCAUUGGUUAGAGUCAGAUCUGGUUGGCUCUUUGAAAGAAUCGAGUUUUGAGCUAAUUAUACAACCGGCAGUUGAGGCAAUCCUUUACCUGUUGUUAAGCAUGUCGUUGAGUCCAUGUGGUGACUUUCAUCGCCUGCCAGGGCUGUGAAUCCAGCCCUGUUACUGUUGUAAUAGAGAAUUACAUUACAAUAUCUUCGGGGUAGUUGUUUGAUGGAAUAAAUGAUAUUGACUUUGUAGUUGCAUUUUCUUCCCAGAACCUUAUGAUAUACCAGUUGAUUGAAAUUGUUUUCGUGGUUC
Molecule: messenger RNA, 1097 nt
Organism: Sorghum bicolor (sorghum)
Lineage: Eukaryota; Viridiplantae; Streptophyta; Magnoliopsida; Poales; Poaceae
Product: 3-hydroxyacyl-[acyl-carrier-protein] dehydratase FabZ
Exons: 4
Coding region: 94-768 (224 amino acids)
Biological process (GO): fatty acid biosynthetic process
Molecular function (GO): hydro-lyase activity
Source: RefSeq, a predicted model, not a curated record